AGGUACAUAAUAAGAUGAAAGAGUUAUCAGCCGUUGCAAAGCACAACUAGUCAAUUACAAACAUUUUAAAUACUUUACUCUAUGAGAAUGACAUAACUAUGUUGAAAUUCAAAAUGUAUUAUAACAAACAUACAAAUCGAUUUCUUUCAAUAUAAAAGUUCAGCUACUAUAAAACGGCGCUCAAACGGAUCAGUUACAACAAUGUCUAUGGAAAUGGCCGAUGCUCCAAUAUUUGAUCCCAAAAAGGAGAUAGACGAUAGUUUACGCAUAUAUGCGUUCUGUAUGCGUAGAAUCGGCCUUUCUUCGGAUUCUUCAGGGACAGCGGUGUCAUACGUUCUUCAGCAGCUGAUGUUUGCGGCGUCUGUCUGCGGAAUUUGUUAUCACGUCUUCAGUGAAAUCGUCUUCAUCGGGCUCACUUUGGCCCAUUCACCAAAAGUCCAAGAUGUCGUUCCACUUUUCCACACUUUCGGAUACGGAGCAUUGAGCAUUGCCAAAGUAUUCGUGCUGUGGUAUAAGAAGGACGUGUUCAAGCAGCUUAUGAACGAACUGGCAACCAUUUGGCCAGCUCCACCUCUAGACGACGAACACCAAUUGAUCAAAGACAAAAGCCUUACCGCUUUAGGCAUUGCUCACCGAUGGUAUUUCUUCGUCAACUUGGCCGGUGUAUGGUUUUACAACAUCACCCCCAUCGGGAUCUACUUGCACCAGCUAUUUUUGGGGCAGAAUGCGGAGAUCGGAUUCGUCUGGGUCUCCUGGUACCCCUUCGAUAAACAUCAGCCUGUCGCUCACGUUUUUGUUUAUAUUUUUGAAAUUUUCGCAGGUCAAACCUGCGUCUGGAUAAUGGUAGGAACGGAUCUGUUGUUCUCCGGAAUGGCUAGCCACAUUGGUAUGCUGUUGAAGCUGUUGCAACGACGAUUGGAGACGGUAGCCAAGGUAGACAGAACUGACGAAGAGAACUACAAUGAAAUACUGGAAAACAUCAAGCUGCACCAAAGACUUAUAAGAUACUGCAAUGACCUGGAGGUUGCGUUUUCACUUUCGAACCUCGUGAAUAUUGUGCUGAGCUCAGUGAACAUCUGCUGUGUCGUAUUCGUCAUUGUAUUACUGGAACCGUUUGUGGCCGUUAGCAACAAGCUCUUUCUUGGAUCUGCUUUACUUCAAAUUGGAAUGAUAUGUUGGUACGCCGACAUAAUUUAUCACGCUAAUGCAGAUGUAGCUGUCGCCGCUUACAAUAGUGGUUGGUAUCGAACUAGUCCUCGUUGUCGCCGGGCCUUGCUGUUUCUGAUUAAAAGAUCACAAAAGCCGAUAGCCUUCACUGCGAUGGGUUUCACCGAUAUCAACCUUGUUACUUAUUCAUCGAUAUUGACCAGAUCAUACUCAUAUUUUGCACUAUUGUACACAAUGUACAGUGAGGAUUAAAAAUUGCUAUGCAUGCUGUUUUAGACUAUAAUAAAGUUUUGUCUUUA
Molecule: messenger RNA, 1466 nt
Organism: Plodia interpunctella (Indianmeal moth)
Lineage: Eukaryota; Metazoa; Arthropoda; Insecta; Lepidoptera; Pyralidae
Product: odorant receptor 85c-like
Exons: 9
Coding region: 202-1419 (405 amino acids)
Biological process (GO): sensory perception of smell; detection of chemical stimulus involved in sensory perception of smell
Cellular component (GO): plasma membrane
Molecular function (GO): olfactory receptor activity; odorant binding
Source: RefSeq, a predicted model, not a curated record